Messenger RNA from Coniophora puteana RWD-64-598 SS2, 1655 nucleotides. RefSeq names its product cytochrome P450. The record is from RefSeq and is a predicted model, not a curated record. Bases 1 to 1485 code for a protein of 494 amino acids. The transcript has 10 exons. Gene Ontology annotation, molecular function: monooxygenase activity; heme binding; iron ion binding. Lineage: Eukaryota; Fungi; Basidiomycota; Agaricomycetes; Boletales; Coniophoraceae.
AUGCUUCUCAGCGUCAAAUCUUUUGUCGACGAUUUCUGGGCUGCGCUACUCGUUGCGGUGACGGCUGUUUUGCUGACGGUGUACGGUCUACAACGUACGAAGGCGAACAAUUCACAGUGCCCGUUGCCUCCUGGUCCGAGGCCGCUGCCGUUCAUAGGGAGUCUCUUGGAGCUGGACAGGCUCAAGCCGUAUAAAACCUACACUGCCUGGGGGAAGAAGUAUGGAGAGAUCAUGUCGUGCCGCAUUCUAGGGAAGCUCUAUGUUGUCGUCAGCUCAGAGCGCAUUGCACGCGCCUUGGUGGACAAGAAGUCAAACAUCUACGCGGAUAGACCAUUCAUCGCAACGAACAAAAUGUUUGGGAUGGACUUCAACACCGCUCAUUUGCGAUACGGAGAUAGAUGGAGAGCGCACCGACGCGUCUUCCACCAGACUUUCCGCUCCGAGGUGAUCAGCAAGUAUCAUCCAAUACAGACAACGAAAGCACACGCGCUGCUGUACAACAUCUUGGAGUCUCCGCAAGAUUUCUUUGCUCAUUCUCAUCUAUUUGUCACAUCCGUGAUAAUGGCGAUCAUGUAUGGCUACAACGUCACAACAUCUAAGGACCCCGCAGUCAAGCGUGUCGAGCGCUUGCUUGACCUUGUCAUCUCGGUACUCACACCAGAAAGGGCUGCGAUUCUCGGAGCCUUUCCGUUGUUGAAACGUAUUCCGCCUUGGUUCCCGGGAGCGAAGAUCCAACGCACUGCAGCAGAAGCACGAGUGGUUUCCAAGGAUGUACAGAAUAUCCCACUAAGAUGGACAAAGGAGCAGAUGGCAACGGGUAAAGCACCGCCUAGCAUGGUGUCUGACUUCCUAGAACAAAUCUCGGGAGAUCGUGACCGCGACUAUCAAGAGGCAAUCCUGCGGGAAUGUGCCACUUCCGCGUACAUCGCUGGGACUGAUAGCACCGAGUCAACUUUCUUAAAUUUUGUUAUGGCGAUGAUUCUGUAUCCCGAUGUCCAGAUGCGUGCCCAGGCAGAUAUCGACGCUUGGUUGGGCUCAACCAGACUGCCGACUCUCGAGGACAGAGACCAUCUUCCAUACAUCGAAGCGAUCUUCCGGGAAGCGAAGCGGUGGUCUGUCGUCGUACCGUUAGCUGUCCCUCACGUGGCCACCGGGGACCAGGUAUUCGAAGGCUACUUCAUUCCCAAAGGCGCAGGCGUGAUCACAAACAUGUAUGCCAUGUCCAAAGACGCAUCGGUAUACCCAGACCCCGAAACCUUCAAGCCCGAACGCUUUCUCACGCCUUCUGGCGCGCUGUCUCCCGAUUUCGCUGACAUCGCAUUCGGCUUUGGUCGGCGCGUCUGCCCGGGUCGAUACCUCUCGGACGCGUCCGUGUGGAUCGCGAUAGCCUGUGUUCUGUCCUGCUUCAGAAUCGGAAAGGCCGUCGAUGCGCAGGGGAGGGAUAUCGAGGUUGUACCAAGGUACAAGCCGGGUUUGGCUAUGUAAGUUGUCUUACUUCGUCACGUUUUACGUACCGUCGGGUGGCUAACGGGCACACUAUAUGCGCUGACCAGACAUCCGGAGAAAUUUGACUGCUCGUUUACGUGUCGGUCUGAGGAAUGGAGAAAGGUGAUUGAGGUUGCGAACACGGUUUGAUGCUCUGGAGGACAAAGAAG